Molecule: messenger RNA, 2640 nt
Organism: Ambispora leptoticha
Lineage: Eukaryota; Fungi; Glomeromycota; Glomeromycetes; Archaeosporales; Ambisporaceae
Source: the annotation of a GenBank genome assembly
AUGUCAAAUAGUGGUGGUGGAAAAAGUAACAAGAAUUCAAAUCGAAGUAAUAACGCAACAAACAUGGAAUAUUAUUAUUCUUGUUUUACCUUUUAUGCUCCGCUUCAUCAACGUGAGUAUUUAACUGCAAAGAUCCCAACACCAAAUUCUAGUGCAUCUUCUAGUGCUGCUCGUUCAAAUUCUCAUAAUCAGCAACAGAAUAUAGCUAGCGCUGUGACGUCAAAACCAGCUUAUGAAACUGCGCGUAUAUGCCUACCAAAUAAUACAACACAAGACAUAAACCUACCGGUUGUUCCACGUGAAAAUUUGGAAUUCAAAUCGUUGCAACGGCAACCACAACCAAACCUAAUAGGUUUGAAUAGUGAACAAGUUAAUCAGCGAUUGAACAAUGAUUAUAUAUCUCAAUAUUCAAAUAGUCAAUAUCCUUCGUCAUCGUUCUCGUAUUAUUCGACUGCAAUAUACCCAGAUUCUUUUCAACAACUAGUUCCUACCUCGGUCCAUUUUAAUAAUAACAAUUCUGAACAGUUUCAAAAUCAAAGUCCAAAAAUGAAUCAAGUGACUGGACCAAUUCGUCGUACUCCGAUUAUAAAACAACAAUCCCUCGCUGCUGCCCCAUAUCCCACAAAUAGUGCUCAAAAACAACGCACCCAUGAAGUGACAUCUUCUCAUGUUCCUCAAUCUAUUAAACCUAUAGCAAAUGAACCUAUAGCAAAUGGAUCUAUCUCUCAAGAGACACAAGGUUCAUAUCAAGUUUCUUCUGCUCAAAAUAACACACAAAUCACCGAUAAUGCAAAUACAAAUAUCCAACAACAAUUAAAUUAUGCUGAAGAUCUAUCAAUAAGUGAUCAAACGCAAAGUAUGAUUAUCCAAGCAAAUGGAUCAAUAGAACAUUUUCUAAUCGAUCCCGACUCUUACGAAAGUUAUGCAAAAACGUUUUCUAACGUACAAAAUGAUAAGUGCAUAAAUGAAUCUAUUAAUAUUUCCACGAACAAUAACAAUUUAAUUCUUGAAGAUAAUGAUGAAAUACCGACAAAUGAUAUAAACAGUCAAGACACUUUUUAUUCGAUUUUCGGAAAGGAUUUAGAUUGGCAAAACAUUUUACCCGAAGAUGGAUUCGAUCCAAUUCCCGAUCUCAGCGAUAAUAGCAAUGUGGUAGAAUCAAAAAAAGACAUUGAACCAAUUAAUGAAAACUUAAUUGAUGAGCUUUCAAAUUCUGAAACAAAUGAUAAUACGAAUGAAUUUGCUGAAAAUAUAAUAGUUCAAUUAAGUCAUAAUCUUUCUUCGACUAGUCAAUUAUCUGAUAGUGAUCAAUCACGAAACGAGGGUAACGAUAAUUCACAAAUCUUAGUUGCCGAUGAUACAGAAACGGGAAACGGAGAAAGCUCUCGCACAUUUAACAAUGAUACUAUUCCACAAUUUCUACCUAAUAAUCGUGAAGCGUGGGAAAUAGCAUCCGACAAUAGUGGAGAACAAUCUCAAACACAUCAAGAAUCAAAUGAUAGCGAAAGCUUCAAUCGGUUUGCAUUCUUCCGAGCAAUGCGGACCAGAUUAGAUACACUAGCAAAGUUUAUAAAAGGUUCAUUUAGUAAUGAACGGAAUGAAGGAGUUGGUCUCUGGGAACGAAUUUUUCCAUUGAUCAAACAAGAAUGUACGCAUAUUCAAAGAUUGGUAGACGCAACUGAAUGGAAAUCCCUAGAUUUUCCAAAAAGUCGCACUCAAUUUCCUUUAGAAGUUGUCGAUCGUGAACUUAUGGAAAAAAGUUAUGUGCCGAAACAUGCUGGCGAAUUCCAAUGCCCACUACAAAUAAUAAAAGACGGUAAUGAUGGCUUUCGCGCGAUCUCAAUUUUAUUGAAUGCUACCGAGAUAGGGAUAAAUCGUGAUAAUUUCUACGAAGAACUUCGUGUACGAACGGCUCUAACCAUGAUUAAUAAACAAGAUUCGACCCGAAGAUUAUUUGAUUCACAUCUUGACGAAGUUUCCAUGAAGGGAGGAAAUAUCAAGCUAAGUCAAAUUGCUCGGGAAUAUUAUCACGCGGAAACUUUGGAAUUCAUGGAAUUAUUAAGAGUGCCAUCGAAAUCACCGGAUUAUGAUAUAAUACCGUGGCAAAUCGAGGCGUUACGCACUUGUAUGGACGGCCACCAAAUCGGGGUGCCCCAAUUAUUGACGAUGGCAAAUAUGUUAAAGGCGACGAUAAGAAUAAUGCAUCCCAAUUAUAGCAAUACGAAUUUCCGAGUACCAAUUAAAUGUAAAGGAAACUCUAAACGCAUUUUCGUUAUUACGAUGUUGGAUUCAGAGCUAAAAGCUGAAGAAGAAUUAUUAGAUUAUUUCAUUGCUCCAUUGAUCAGAAAAAUUGAUAUUUUUGAAGUGAUUAAGAAUCCAGAUCGAUUUUCGGAUAGACAAGAACAAAUGCAGUCUCCUCAAUCAUCCUUGACAAAUAUCCUUUCUCAACAACACAACUCUCUAAAAUUACCACAAAAUCAUCAUCAGCAUAAUUAUCAACUUCAAUCGCAACAACCGCCACGACAACCACAAUAUCAACUUUCGCAACCACAAAAUGAAGAUUCGUCAAUUUUUAAUAACGUUAUAGUUACCACAGGAGCAAAUGAACGAACAGACAAAGGGAAAGGGCGAGCUUAUUAA